AUGCUUCUCGAUGACUGGACAGAUUAUUCAGGAAAACUAAGUUUAGAAGUCAUCAAAAAGAAAUUAAAUGAUAACGUCUAUCUUACACCGUUCGAUUUUUCCUUAGAUUUACGUUUAAUUCUUGAACCUAAAAACGAAAAUGACAAAGCAAAUCCAGUUCAAGCUGCAAUUUUAGAUGAUCUAACGAAUUGGGUUAAUUAUAAACUUUUAAACAUGCCACGUUCUAAAGAAGAAGAGGAUUACAUGCAUAUUCAGAAAUGUAUUGCCAAAUUACAGAAAAUAAUUAAAGCAAUGAUGUAUAAUCCUCCGAAAUCGGCACAUCAAAUCAUAGAUACCGCUCAACACAAACAAAUACCACCUAACAGAGAAGGAUUGCAUUCUUCCCAGAAAAGAAUUGACGCAAUUCAACAAAGAAUAGAAAAAAUCAAGAAACCAGAAGACUUACAAGGUGUCCUUAGAAUCCUUCAGAAAUACGUUCCUCAGCUUACACUUUCAAACGAAGUUGUAAUUGAAGGAAGAUUAAUAACGAAACAAUGUGUUGCAGAGCUUAGAAGCUAUUUGAAUUCUAUUUCCUUAUAA
Molecule: messenger RNA, 579 nt
Organism: Trichomonas vaginalis G3
Lineage: Eukaryota; Parabasalia; Trichomonadida; Trichomonadidae
Exons: 1
Coding region: 1-579 (192 amino acids)
Source: RefSeq, a predicted model, not a curated record